Molecule: messenger RNA, 2904 nt
Organism: Clupea harengus (Atlantic herring)
Lineage: Eukaryota; Metazoa; Chordata; Actinopteri; Clupeiformes; Clupeidae
Product: protein NLRC3-like
Molecular function (GO): protein binding
Source: RefSeq, a predicted model, not a curated record
CUGAGAAACAUGUUCUGAUGUGUGUACACAUCCUUGCUGUGAUUGAUUUAUUUAGAAAAGCUGGUUUCCCCACGGGACGUAUCGCUAACAAAAUGGCGGCAUAGUAAACAGUACGCCUGGUCUGAGAUGAUGAAUGAUGCCAGAUUAGAUGAUCAACAGUGAGGGGAUUACGAUACCAGCCCUCCCGUAAGGAUGGAGGAAACAGCAGCCAAAACAAGUCUUUCAGAAGGACGGAAGGUGAAGGAAUCCUCUUCAAGGAGCCUCAUCCAUCAGGAGAGACCUCCAUCACCUGCGCUCACUUGUGUGUCCAUGAAGAGUGACAUGUCAGAACAUCGCCGCAUCAACUUCCAAGGUGGAUCAAUGACUAGAGGGGUGAAAAGGAGCCUCAUCCAUCAGGGGAGACCUCCAUCACCUGCGCCCACUUGUGUGUCCAUGAAGAGUGACCGGUCAGUGGAUCGCUUUAUCGACUUCCAGAAUGCAGAUUUCACUGAUGCAUCAAGGAGCCUCAUCCAUCAGGAGAGACCUCCAUCACCUGCGCUCACUUGUGUGUCCAUGAAGAGUGACCAUUCAGAACAUCGCCGCAUCAACUUCCAAGGUGGAUCAAUGACUAGAGGGGUGAAAAGGGGCCAGAUGCAGGAAUGGGACCCAGAUGCUGUCAGUGACCCGUUUACCAAGUCUCAACAGGAGGACCUGAAACACAUAUUCCAGGUGUUAGAGGAGAAGAUCAACACCUUUGUGAAGAAUGAGCUGAAGACAUUCAAGAGGAUGCUGAGUCCAGAUUACCAAGAAAACUUUGAUAGAAAAGAGGAGGAUGAGAGUGAUGUCAGAGAAGCGGCUCUGAAGAUGGCACUGCACUUCCUUAGGAAUAUGGAGCAGCAAGAUCUCGCUGACAAACUGCAACAAGAUGAGCUGGAUGUAGUUUGUCAGACUGAGCUGAAAAUAAAUCUCAAGAACAAGUACCAGAGUGUGUUUGAAGGAAUACCCAAGCAAGGAAGCUCUGCUCUUCUAGACAAGGUCUACACAGAGGUCUACAUCACAGAGGGAGGAAGUGGAAAAAUAAAUGAAGAGCAUGAAGUCAGACAGAUUGAGUCAAGAUCCAAGAGACCAGCUGGACAGGAGACAUCAAUCAAAUGCAGUGACAUCUUUAAACACUUACCUGGCCAAGACACACCAAUCAGAAGUGUCGUCACAAAAGGAGUUGCUGGCAUUGGUAAAAGUGUCUCAGUUCAGAAGUUCAUCCUGGACUGGGCAGAGGGAAAAGAAAACCAGGAUAUCCACUUCAUAUUUCCAUUACUGUUUAGGGAGCUCAACCUCAUGAGAGAAAAACAGCUCUCUUUGAUGGAUCUCCUCCACCACUUCUUCACAGAAAUAAAGCAGUCAACGUUUCCCAGCCAAGGGAAGUACAAAGUGUUGUUCAUCUGUGAUGGUCUGGAUGAAUGUCGACUCCAACUAGACUUUCAGAAAAAUGAAAGUUUGACUGAUGUGACAGAGAUCACCUCAUUGGACGUACUCCUGACAAAUGUCAUCAAGGGUAAUCUGCUCCCCUCUGCUUUACUUUGGAUUACCUCUCGACCAGCAGCAGCCAAUAAAAUCCCUCCUGAGUGUGUUGACCGGGUCACAGAGGUACAAGGGUUCGAUGACCCACAGAAGGAGGAGUACUUCAGGAAGGAUCAGAAUCUUGCCAGCGAAGUCAUCUCUCACAUCAAAUUAUCAAGGAGCCUCCACAUUAUGUGCCACAUACCAGUGUUCUGCUGGAUUGCUGCUACUGUUCUUGGGGUAAUUCUUGGCUCUUCAGGAGGUGGACAGAUUCCAAAGACUUUGACAGAGAUGUAUACCUAUUUCCUUAUCUUUCAAACCAAACAGAGGAGCCUAAAGUUUGAAAAUGUGCAUGACCUUGAUCCACAGUGGAACCAGAAAGUUAUCCUUGGUCUUGGAAAGUUGGCAUAUGAACAGUUAGAGAAGGGUAAUCUGAUUUUUCAUGAAGAAGACCUGAGAGAGUCUGGCAUUGAUGUCAGAGAGGCAGCAGUAUAUUCUGGCAUCUGCUCCCAGAUCUUUCAAGAAGAAUCAGGGCUUUAUCAAGGAAAGGUUUUCUGCUUCGUACAUUUAAGUGUCCAGGAAUAUCUUGCAGCUUUGUAUGUUUUUUUGAUGAUGGCAGUUAAAGGGAAAGACAUAAUAUCCAGACACCAAGCUCCUGAAAAAUCCAUUAAUCUUUGGAAAAGGAUAUUGAAUAUGUCUCCUUCAAUGGAGGAAUCCAUGAUCAUCUUACACAAGAGUGCCGUGGACAAAGCUUUGGAGCAUGAAGAUGGACGCUUUGACCUAUUCCUCCGUUUCCUUCUUGGCCUCUCUCUGGAGUCUAACCAGACUCUCCUGCAUGGCCUACUACAGAGAGGACGAAAUCUGAUGGGCAAUGAAGAAACAAUCAGUUACAUUAAGGAAAAGAUCAGGGAGGUUCCUUCAUCAGAAAGGGUCAUCAACCUCUUCCACUGUCUGAAUGAACUCAAUGAUCACUCCUUAGUGGAAGAGGUCCAGAGGUUGCUGAGUACUGGGACACUUUCUGGAGCUAAACUCUCACCUGCCCAGUGGUCAGCUCUAGUGUUUGUGCUGCUGACAUCAGAACAGAAGCUGGAUGUGUUUGACUUGAAGAAGUACAUCAGAUCUGAUGAAGGUUUCCUAAGGCUACAGCCAGUAGUGGAGGAAUCUAAAAAGGCUCAGCUCAAUAGCUGUGGGCUCACUGAAAGGAGCUGUACAGCACUGGCAUGUAUCCUUAGCAAACCAUCUUCAAAACUUAAAAAUGUGGAUCUCAGUGACAACAAUAUUGGAGAGUUUGGGAUCCAAGAACUCUGUAGUGGACUGGAGAACCCAAACUGUGAACUGGAGAGAUUCAGGUAAGACAUUGUGAUUCUU